This is a messenger RNA of Nothobranchius furzeri (turquoise killifish), 1524 nucleotides long. The record is from RefSeq and is a predicted model, not a curated record. Lineage: Eukaryota; Metazoa; Chordata; Actinopteri; Cyprinodontiformes; Nothobranchiidae.
AUGGCCACUAAAAGUAAUGACUCACAACCGAAUCUUGCAAAUUGGUGCAGAGGUGAAGGGCUCGAUCAGGCACAUGCCAUUCUAGUUGUCGGAGUGCCUGAAGAGGAGGACCUAUCCACAGUAGAAGAAACACUCGAACAAGUAAAAACCUUGGGCAAGCAGUCGAUCCUACCAAAGUCCCUGCCAGAGUUGAUUUCCUUUAAGGAUGGAAGUAAAUGGACAAUAGUUGUUGCAGAGCAAGAAACAAACUCCGACCUAUUCACAGAGAAGUUGGACAGAUUUCUACGUGAUGAAGGGAAAACAUUGGAGGAUGUUAAAAGACUAUGUGAUCCUAGAACUCCAUGGAACAGCAGCCCUGAGUCAAUCAUUCGGGUGGUAGGUGAUGUGUUGCAGUCCAAGCCAAAUGAAAGCAAUUUAUACCGUCGCUUUAGAAUCUUCUCAGGAGUCUACCCUACUCCACCUGGUGAAGACAACUUGGAUAGCUGGCUAGAACAAGUAAAGUUCAUGACUGAUGAGUAUGAGUGCUCAGAUAAGGAGAAACGCCGAAGAAUUAUUGAGAGUCUCAAAGGGCCAGCGCUGGAGAUCAUUCAAGCAGUGCGCAUGUCUAAUCCCCUGGCAAACCAUGUGGACUACAUACAGGCAUUGGAAAGUACCUUUGGUACCGCAGAAUCCGGUGAGGAACUGUAUCUCACAUUCAGAGCUAUGCAUCAAAGACAAGGGGAGUGCUUGUCUAACUUCUUGCUGAGACUGGAAAGAUUACUGAACAAAGUCGUGCAAAAAGGAGGCCUACAAGUAGAUGAAGCCAACCGAGCAAGGCUUGAGCAACUCAUUAAAGGUGCCACUGAAUCAGACUUUAUGCUGCUUCAGUUAGGUCUUAGAGGUAAGCGAAGUGAUCCCCCGACAUUUUUAAGUCUACUGAAAGAAGUUCGAGAAGAAGAGGAGCGUGAAGCUGCAAGACAAAAACUGAAAAAACCAGCACAGAGAUGGCACGUGCAUGCAGUGCAAGUAGCAAGCGAAACAGACUCCAGAGAUUGUCAGCAACAUGAGUUUCAGUCCGAAAUUCAAGUGCUAAAAGAAAAGCUGAAAGAGCUCAGUAAGCAGUCUCAUUCUACAGAGUCAAGCCACAAAAAGAUGUCCAGAGAAAAGAAAAAAGAGAAACCAGACACAAGCAGCGAAGUGCAACAGUUAAGAAAAGAAGUCAAAGAGCUGAAAACACAGUUAAGUGUCAUGUCGGUAACGCCACAACAUUAUGCAAAAGAGAGAGGACACUAUUCUAAGUUCAAAGCGGACUUCAGUCCAAAGUCAUCUACCUUUAAGCCAAAGAGUAGUAAAGAGUCAGAUAAUUUCUGCCACAGAUGUGGAGAAAAUGGCCAUUUUGCAAACAAAUGUACAGCUCCGGAAAAUGCUCAAAAGGUAAUCAAAAAGCUUAUUCAUCAAGUGCAUGGAAGCCCAAAUGGACAAAGUCAAAGUACCGACGCUCAAGAUCAGUGUGUUGCUCGAGUUAAUACUACCAACGUUCUGUAA